This is a messenger RNA of Geodia barretti, 649 nucleotides long. Lineage: Eukaryota; Metazoa; Porifera; Demospongiae; Tetractinellida; Geodiidae. The record is from the annotation of a GenBank genome assembly.
GCACAGACGUAGGGACAGGGCGUGGCAGUGGAGAAUGGAGUGGCUCUGUUGCUGUAUAAGACCGGGGGAAGGACACCGGAACGUGUAUGUGGAGAUCGGGACAGUCAUGGCGGAUUCCUUCACCUACUUCAGGGGCUACGUACCGUCGGAUGUUGCAGCUGGGAUUGCUCUCAUGGCCAUGGAACAAAAGGCAGAGCACAGUGUUGAAGACCCUCUUCAUAAAGACCUCCAUUCACCACUUGACUUUCAUAGCACUUCGGUGUGUGCCCAGUACAACAGAGUGGUCUACUACGUCAGGUAUGCAACUGCAGCCUAUGGAUGGAAGAUUGACUACCACAACAAUGCUCUACGAGGCAUAGCUACGUCCCUUGGCAGAAUGUGUGGUGUAGGUAAGAAGAAGGGAGAGACGGUGUUGAAGGCAAGAGGUGAUCCACUGGGGUGGAACCUGGACAAUCUCAAACGUCUCACCAGAGUUACCGACACUGAUAUCGUCUUUGUCUCAUUUGCCAGUGAAGUCUUUUGUCCAGCAUUCUAUGUGGUGGUGGAUCACUCUCAAAAGACUGUGGUAGUCGUUAUUAGGGGUACCUUCAGCAUCAAGGAUGCUCUGACUGAUCUGAGUGCACAGCCAUCACUACUAGCCAUAUCAGAG